This is a messenger RNA of Carassius auratus (goldfish), 890 nucleotides long. It is a transcript of the gene plscr3a, whose product is annotated as phospholipid scramblase 3a. Gene Ontology annotation, biological process: plasma membrane phospholipid scrambling. Gene Ontology annotation, cellular component: plasma membrane. The transcript has 7 exons. Lineage: Eukaryota; Metazoa; Chordata; Actinopteri; Cypriniformes; Cyprinidae. The record is from RefSeq and is a predicted model, not a curated record. The coding region runs from base 154 to 858 and encodes 234 amino acids. Gene Ontology annotation, molecular function: phospholipid scramblase activity.
GUGUGUGGGCAAAGGGGUGUGACGAGACAUUCACCUAUGCACACUUUCCCCAGUCACAUGCCUGACUCUUCACUCGAUCUGCUGUAACGCUUGCCAUUAUUUCAACAAUCAGCUACUUGACGUGAGCCCCUUUCGCUGUUUAGUUAGAUCAACAUGUCCCAGCUUUAUUCUAACCCAGCAGCUGUUCCACCUGGUUUGGAGUACCUUACACAGAUUGACCAGAUAUUAGUCCAUCAAAAGAUUGAGCUCCUUGAAGCCAUUAUUGGCUUCGAGACUAAUAACCAGUAUGAGAUUAAAAACAGCGUUGGUCAAAAGAUCUUCCAUGCUAAAGAAAACACUGACUGCUGCACGCGAAAUAUCUGUGGCCCUCUGAGGAGUUUUGAGCUGCAGAUAAAAGAUAAUUUUGAUCAGGAAGUGAUUCACUUAAUCAGGCCUUACCGCUGCACAUCCUGCUGUUUCCCCUGCUGUCUUCAAGAGAUGGAGGUACAGGCUCCACCAGGGAAUGCAAUCGGUUACAUCAAGCAAGACUGGCACAUGUUUAAGCCCAAGUUCUCCAUCUAUGACAUGUCCAAAACAAAGGUUCUGUCCAUCGAAGGGCCUUUUUGUGCCAUCAGCUGCUGUGGGGAUGUGGAUUUUGACAUAAGCGGUAAGGAUGGAUAUUCUGUUGGUCGCAUCAGUAAACAGUGGACUGGCUUCAUCAAAGAGACACUGACUGAUUCAGAUAAUUUUGGCAUUAACUUUCCCAUGGACCUGGAUGUGAGGAUGAAAGCAGUUCUGCUGGGAGCAUGUUUCCUUAUAGACUUCAUGUUCUUUGAGCAGUCCGGUGACUCAGGACAGCGUUGCAGUGUGUUUGGCUAGAAGGGAGUGGGAGAUAGAUUGUGGUUCUUGGU